AUGAGCAGCUCCGACGUAUACUCGGAGGACGAUGACGAACUAUCGGAUACUCCUUCUAUAACACCAAGAGCAGCGAGAGGCACGCGCGCUGUGGCGCUAAAGAAUCUACGCGCAUCGCUGCCUGAAGAGUCGGUCGAAUCGUACACCAAGCUCUUCGACGAGACAUUCCAAGACAAGCCGAUAGCCAAGGAAGACAACUUCAACACUACCCAAGAUGGAAUUGUUAUCUGGACUCCACAGGAGAAACGGAUAUUCUUCGAGGCCUUGGAUAGAAAUGGUCAGAGUGGCAUCCGGGAGAUUGCCGCGGCAGUCCAGACAAAAUCAGAGCUUGAGGUCCAGGAGUUUAUAAGGCUCCUACAGAAAGGUGUGCGACGGCAGCAUCUCAACGAUUCCCAUGCCAGGAUAGCGAUUCUUGGGGACAUUCCAGCCGCGGCGGAGAUAAGCGGGGGAUGUUGCGAAACGCUAGACAGCCAUGCCGAGUUACUCCGCUUGGAAGAGCAGAGGCGGGAAGACAACGCUGGGAAGACCAAAUAUGGUAGUCUAUGGAUCAUCAAUGAAGAGGCAGCGGAUGCACUGGAAAGAAAUAUCCCAGACGACGAGAAAUUUUCGUCAGAUAGUGACCAAGAUAUCACAGUCCAGGCGAACGAGCGUCGUGAUGGGAAGGCACUGGCUAGACGCGAUGUCAAUGAUGCGGCUACACUCUUCAAGAUGACCAAUUGGGUCCUGCUCUCAGAACGCCUAUUCAUGAACUCUGGGGGCGCCAGACUGGAAGAUAACUGGGUCAAUGUAGCCUUCAAAGGCGAGACUCCAUCCAUGACAGCUGACGUCUUAACCAAUUUCUACGAAAUUGCGCUGAGUGUCACUCGCCGCCUAGUCCAUGCAACACACUUCUUCGCCUCGUCACGAGUACGAAGAAACGGGAAGGCAAGCCGCCCAUCAGCAACGGUUGUAAGGGCAUCCGACGUCAGAAGGGCGACACGCACGCUGAACAUGAGGAGUGAUGCCUCUGAGUACUGGAUCGGAGUCGCGCGACGAUGCAGCCUCGAAGUGGAGGACAGACGUCAUCGGAAGGGCUGGAACCCAAUUCCUCUAGAGCAUGACGAGGUCGAAGCUCUACUGUCUCAAAAGUCACUCCCCGCCGAACCCUAUGAAACGGCAACGCCAAGACCAACAUCGCGCGAACGCUCCAACAGUAUCGUCAGCGAUAUGUCUCUGGACUCGCUCGUUGCAGAGUCAAAUGGUUCCGAAGACGAACAUGCUGAAGCAGUUGACCAACAGUAUAGCGCUGCCGAAGAACUGCUAUGCUGGUCAAGGUUAGGACAACCACCUCCAAGCCCACUCUCAAACGCCGAAGUCAAAAUCCCUCCCAAGCCAUCUGGAAAACGCAAAACAGUUGAAGAGCUUGUCGACUGGCGAGAUUGGACACUCCACCGCAGCGAGUGGGAAGAAUACGGCUACGAGGUUGACAAUUUAGACAGCGAGUUCUCAGAAAGCGCGCACAAAAAGCGCCGAUUAACGAUGGCCUCGUUCCAACCUCUUUCCGAGUCGAGCGUCCGCGCCGCUACUGAGAUCUCGGAGUCAGGUUUGAAUACCCAAGAUGAGCAUGUAAAUGCAAAGGCGAAAGCGAAAGCGAAAGCAAAAGCAAAAGCGGCGCCAGGGGCGGGAUUCGUUGAAUAUCAAACUGACGACUCGGAUCCUGAGUUCCAGCCUGCAUUUCCGGGCCGUCCACCGAUGUCGAAAUCCAAGUCCAAGUCGAAGUCUGUGACGACGCCGAAGUCAAGGACGAGUUCGCGCAAGCGCACGCCUGUUUCAUAUGCCCUCCCUCCAGCCCUUGACUUUGAUCUGGAGAUGGACGUUGACUCAGAGUCAGAUGCGGAGUUAGGGCUUGGAGAAUUGGCCGACGGAAACAAUGACGAAGGACAAGAGAACGAUGAUAUCUCCAAAUCUGGGGAUUCUGAAUCCAACAGCCAAGAAGACGAAAACCCAGAAGAAGGUCUGGUCUCUGGCUCCGAUGAUCAUGAUCACCCAUCCGGCCCACGAGAAGAAAGCCCCGUGUGGAAUGAGGAAGCUGACGACGAAAAUGACGAAAAUGACACAAAAGAGGGCUAUGUAUUAUCAUCACCGCAUGAUACUCAUCUAUAUUAA
Molecule: messenger RNA, 2145 nt
Organism: Aspergillus mulundensis
Lineage: Eukaryota; Fungi; Ascomycota; Eurotiomycetes; Eurotiales; Aspergillaceae
Exons: 1
Coding region: 1-2145 (714 amino acids)
Biological process (GO): nucleolar large rRNA transcription by RNA polymerase I; transcription initiation at RNA polymerase I promoter
Cellular component (GO): RNA polymerase I upstream activating factor complex
Molecular function (GO): rDNA binding; RNA polymerase I general transcription initiation factor activity
Source: RefSeq, a predicted model, not a curated record